AGACCGCGUCACGACGCUUUCCGUAUUGUUUUUAUAAGUUUUUUCCAAUUUGUAAUAGUUUUCACGGUUAUUUUAUAGUGAAAUCAGUGUUUUAUUGGGUGUGUUAUACUAAUAAUGCAGAUAUGUCAAAGGAUCAAGUAUCGAGGUGGUCCGAUGGCGGUCGCGAAGCGAACGCCACACGGGGCGGCGACUGGCAUCUCAUUUUCUACAUGCAUCAUUCACCUGCCCCGUAUUCAUAAAACUCAUUCGAAACAAGAGCUCGCGGCGCAUGAGUUUCCGAAGAUCACAGCGAGCUUUCAUCGACAGUCGCACACAAAAAGAAAGUACGCACACGAAGAUGCACCCGGGUUUCAUAUUUAUCACUUCACAGCUGCACACCUAUGAUCGAUCCUUAUCCAAGAUGGCCGCCGGCGCGCCGCGCGAACAGGCGGGAUACAAGCGCAUGCGCACCUCCUCCGCCAUACCGCGGACCCGUCAAUCUUUUUCACUGCACGCAAUUGAUUAACGCAUUCUACUUAUUAAUUAUAUUAUCAACACGCUAAGUUCAAACAAGCGUGCUCACUCGUACACGAUUUUUGCUGCACUAAAAUUCAAAAAACUUAGGCGUACCUAUUCAAAACUUGAAAGCCAUAAAACAUAUCUCCCCCAUUAUUAGUUUAUGGCUUGCGAGUUGCGACUGUUACGGGCUAUUAUGUUGUUAUUUUUGUGUGUAUUCAGUGUUUGUUUUGAUUGUGUGCGGUGGACGGACGAGCCAAUUUGGGGAACCAUUACAAACGCUUCUAUUGAGUACGUAGAGCAUUCUUUAUGAACUACUUGUCAAGGUCGUUUCAUUUGUCUAGCCAUGCUUAAGUAUUUGUUAAAGAAGUUUUUGUUUUUUCGAGUAUUAACAACAAAGUUGUAUAU
Molecule: messenger RNA, 903 nt
Organism: Vanessa atalanta (red admiral)
Lineage: Eukaryota; Metazoa; Arthropoda; Insecta; Lepidoptera; Nymphalidae
Exons: 4
Coding region: 115-384 (89 amino acids)
Source: RefSeq, a predicted model, not a curated record